Molecule: messenger RNA, 1607 nt
Organism: Thalassophryne amazonica
Lineage: Eukaryota; Metazoa; Chordata; Actinopteri; Batrachoidiformes; Batrachoididae
Product: centrosomal protein of 95 kDa-like
Exons: 11
Coding region: 137-1519 (460 amino acids)
Cellular component (GO): centrosome; spindle pole
Source: RefSeq, a predicted model, not a curated record
CACGUGACCUGAGAAGUGCCUGGAACGCGGAAAGCUUGGAGUUUCGCUGGCGGUAGUACGAGUUCAGAACAUUUUUUUUUUCUGGCUGUUGAAAAUCUGUAACGGUGUUCAUGUAAGGACUGUGGUUUUAACAUUUAUGAGUUUCUGCUGUGUGUCCAUUUCCAGCUCCUUGAUGUGGACCCAGAAAGAAGAGAGCGAUUGGGUGAAUGUGGCAAAUGAUCUACUGAGUAAGUGCCACAUAAACAAGAGGCUGAGGAAGCUCACAGACUGUGAUGCAAAUAUCUUCAUUACUUUGUACGAGACCAUCGUGGGAGAGAAAGUUCCAGAUUAUAUUGAUGUGCCAAGUUGUCAAGAAGAUGAUGUCCACAAUGUCCAGUGUGUGAUUGAUUCACUUUCUCUGGACUAUCUUCAGAUCAGUCUCUCUCAUAUUACAGGAGAAAAUGUUGUCAGAGGGGACAAAGUGUCUAUCAAGAAUCUUCUGGACAUCUUUGAAGGUCUAUUUGAAUAUCUCACUGAGGAGUUACAGAAUGAGGAACUGAAUGUCAGUCCCCAUGAGGACACACCUCACAUAACUGAGAAGCCAAUAAGCUGCAAUGACAUAGAGCCAGAGAGCAAAGCGGAGGGAGCGUCUCUGCCUUCCAGUGUAGAGAGCAGGUGCAGUUUCACAUCAUGCCCAGGACUGAAUAUAUUGAAUAGCUUGAUCAUUGUUCUACUUUUCUGUUCCUCUUCAGUGAAGCAGAAUGAGGUCCUAUCAGUGCUCCUGGAGGAGCUGCCAUACCUUCAGAUCUCCCCUCAGACUCUGGGCCGUAUGUGGGAGCAGCAGCUGCAGCAGGUUGACAGACUCCAUGGGAUUACCUCCUCUCACAAUCAGCGUCACAGAAAUCUGUCCAGUCAGCUGGAGGAAACACAGAGGAGACAUGACACAUUGGUGGAGAUUGUCCGCAAAGACAAGGAACACAAGAAGCGUCUGAAGGACAUCAAAGAGCAAGCAAGACAGCAGAGGUCGAUCCAGAGCGCACUGAGAGAACGCAGGCAGCAGGUCACCCGUGCUAAGAAGUACUACAAUGAGUACUAUGUGCAGCACCGUGCCCGCCUAAUGAGGGCACGCACCAAGGAAGAGAAGAUGUUUCGGCAGUUAUUUGAGGAGAGUUUGGAGCUUCAGAAGCUCCAGCUGAGAGAACAGAUCGCCUAUGCCAGGGAGCAGAGUCUGGAACACGAGAAACGAUGCCAGGAUCAGAUCAAGUCCAUGGAGAACUACUUCAAAGAUCAGUUUUCACUACUCGCUGAGAAAUUUCAGCAAGAGCAGCAAGAGAUCCAUGUUUGGAAAAAAGCCAGAGAAAAGGCUCUACUGAAACUGAAGCAAGAGCUGCGUUCCAGGCUGGUACGUGAAAUCUGUGAUCUGCAGAAGGUGAUCAUCAAGAAGGAUGAGGAGGACCACUUCAAAGAACUUGAAGUCCAAAGGCUGCAGAACAGAGUCCACAUGGCUUCUUUCCAGUACAGGACUGGCUGUCUGUACUGAGCACAGGAAUGGCAGCAGUCAGGACGUAGCAAAUCACUGAGACCACCUAAUCACUCCACUCACAUUUAAAUUAAAUAAAAACUAGAAA